GUUGCUCAAGUUUCCACUUCACUUCAUACACUGUUAGCAAUUCUGUGCAGGGGCCUUUAUCGAGUUCACCAGUUCAGCAAGGUGGAGAUGUUCAUCAUAUGCCAACCAGAGGAUAGUAACUCCUACCAUGAAGAACUCAUUGGUAUUGAAGAAGACCUCUUCUCGUCACUGGGAUUGCAUUUUAAAACUUUGGAUAUGGCUUCUGGGGAUUUAGGUGCUCCUGCUUAUCGUAAGUAUGAUGUGGAGGCUUGGAUGCCAGGUUUAGGACGGUAUGGUGAGAUAUCAAGUGCAUCAAAUUGUACAGACUAUCAAAGCCGCCGUCUGGGAAUACGUUAUCGUCCAUCGGAAUCAUUAUCUAUGAAUCCUAAGAGGGGCAUGAACCUUGCUCCAACACAGUUUGUGCACACAUUAAAUGCAACGGCCUGUGCUGUCCCACGGAUGAUUGUAUGUUUGCUUGAGAGUUACCAGCAAGAAGAUGGCAAUGUUAUCAUUCCAGAGCCAUUGAGGCCCUUCAUGGGUGGGCUUGAGCGUAUAACUCCCAAAUCCUGCGGAGCUUCAUUGUUGGAUGACAGGAUUUCCACAGAAGCCUAGCCUUUCUUGUGCACCUCCAUUUUGUCCACCCUUGGGUCGGGGUGACCUAUUAUUGAAGUUGGCACAAAGCUGGGGUGAACUAGCAAACGGAUGAAGAGACGUAUUUCCAUCAACAUCUGUCUCAUUUAUAAUAUUGCUGCCCCAAGAACUUUUGUGGGGUUAGAAGUUGGAAGGCUGUUAAGCAGCCAAAGAGAGGGGUCCUUGGGUCCUUUGGUUUUUCUUUUGCAAUUUAUCUUUUUCCCUUCUCCAAACAGUUGUAUUUAUGAUAUAUAAAUAUAUAAUCGCAUCUUCCUUUGGUGCCUUUGAAGGGCUUAGCGGAGAGUGGUGGAUACAAUCCAUUUACUAUUACAAAUUUUGUCAAUUAAAUAGAUGAAUUUCUUCA
Messenger RNA from Vitis riparia (riverbank grape), 973 nucleotides. Its product is annotated as serine--tRNA ligase, chloroplastic/mitochondrial-like. Gene Ontology annotation, biological process: mitochondrial seryl-tRNA aminoacylation. The coding region runs from base 88 to 591 and encodes 167 amino acids. The record is from RefSeq and is a predicted model, not a curated record. Lineage: Eukaryota; Viridiplantae; Streptophyta; Magnoliopsida; Vitales; Vitaceae. The transcript is spliced from 4 exons. Gene Ontology annotation, molecular function: tRNA binding; ATP binding; serine-tRNA ligase activity. Gene Ontology annotation, cellular component: mitochondrion.